UGCAUAUCCAGACUGAGUGAAGUGAAAUGUUGUGGAUUUAGGAGCGCAGCGGCGGGUUGGAGGAGGGCGCAGCGCUUUGAGAGACUUUUCUCCGGACGAGAAAAGAAGCUGUUGGUGGAUCGAUACUGCCAGUUCUCUUUCCAGGGGGCGGUGUCUGCGACUCCCAAGUCUGUGUCUAUUUUUUCCUCAAAUCAUGCCACGUUUGAGAUCACGCCUGAUGGGCUGAGCGACCAUCAUCCUCCUCCUGUUUACGCACAGCUGCACUCAGAGGAGACCGAGCCGAAAAGUUACCCAAGUUGUCUCUCUCUCUCUUUUUUUUUUUCUUAAAUUUUCCAAAUAUCUGGGGCCUCGACUUCUCGCGCUGUCCUCCGACCCGCCCCAGCAAUGCUGGACUGACGUCUGGAGGGAUGGCAUCAGCUGUGUUUGAGGGCACGUCGCUGGUCAACAUGUUUGUGCGGGACUGCUGGGUCAACGGGAUCCGGAGGCUCAUCAUCAGCCAGCGCGGGGAGGAAGAGGAGUUCUUCGAGAUAAGGACAGAGUGGUCUGACAGGAACAUUUUAUACUUGCAUCGGAGUUAUUCCGAUCUGGGGCGGCUGUUUAAAAGACUGGUAGAGUCCUUUCCCGAGGACAGAAGAGACCUGUCCAAGUGUCCCCUGAUAGAAGGGCUUGUAAAAAUCAAAGAGGCAAACGACAUAGAGGAGAAACUGAACGAGGUGGAAAGACUACUGAAGAACGCGAUCAACAUGCCAUGCAAGUAUUCCAGGUCGGAGGUCAUGCUGACUUUCUUUGAGCGCUCACCGCUGGACCAGGUGCUGAGGAACGACAAAGUCCACAGAAUCCAGCCGUGCUUCCAGAGUCCAAUCAAGAUAUCAGAAAUCAUGCGAUCCAAUGGAUUCUGUCUGGCCAACACGGAAACCAUUGUAUUUGAUCACAGCCUCCCUGAAGAAAAAGAGAGACCCUCAUCCACCGACUCUGUGGAACAUACAUAUGAGGAUGGAACAGAGUUUUUGCCAAUGGAAGCAGACGUGUGUGACGAGGAAACAGAGGCGUAUGUCACCAACCUUUCCUACUACCAUCUGGUCCCAUUUGAAACUGACAUCCUGGAAUGAGGAGCAGACGCCCGUUGAUGGACACACAACACUGUCGCUGAGGAAUCAGUGGAACCGAGCUAUGCAACGCUGCACAUGGCUGCGCCGAGUAAAUGCUGCUGCUGCUUAUUCUAGAAACCUCCACUUAGAGCGACGUCACCGGCGUGCCUCAUUCAGAGCCUUACCUGACGGGAUCGUCUUUAUGCUGACUGGACAGCCGUGGAGGUCGGUCAGACACAUGGAUGUCUGUGGUUUGGAGUGUGACUGCAACCAGAGGGGAGAGAGCUGCACAUCAACCUAGAUUUGCAGACAAAUUUACGGUAUUGGACCAUUUCCUGUUACUUUAAAACUUCUUUUUCUAUCUCAUUUGUUUUAUCUUUCACAUUUAAUCUCCAGUGGACCUCCAUGAUGGCAUCGGCGUGGUUUGCCAGGAGAUACGUGAUCAGCAAGGAUUGUUGUUUUCUCUUUUAGGCUGCUCCCUGCAGUGUUAUUCACAGUGUUGCCACUCUGGUGUUUUAUUCCUGUGAGAACACAGGAAGCCAACAUGAAGGUUUGUGUAUGAUAUUUGUUUAUGGUGCAGCUUCCACCAGCAUUUAGGAACUCUUGUGUUUGUCAAAUACCAGCCUGAAACUCAUUGGGUAAUUCCUGUUUUCUUGCUGGGAGAUGCAGUUGGUUCUUUGGCAUGAGAGUACUCGAGGAUCCAAGUGAAACUAGACGACAUGGGUUUGAUAACAGAUAAACACGAGUGUGAAGUUUAGACGCCACUAAAAAUGAUGAAGAAUAGAAAUCAUAGAGGAAGAUUUGGUCCAGUGUCUUCCUGAUGUAAGCAUAAACCAAAAACUUGACACAACCCCAAUUCCAAAGAAGUUGGGAAGCUGAGUAAACCAUAAAUAAAACAGAAUGAGACAAUUUCCUAAUCUUUUUGACACAUGCUGAACUGAAAACAGUACAACGAUGAUAUGUUUAAAUUUUGACCUCAUCAGCUUCAUUGAUUUUUGUAAAUAUCUGCUUAUUCUGAAUCUGAUGCAGCAACAUGUUUCAAACUAGUUGGGACA
Molecule: messenger RNA, 2143 nt
Organism: Chelmon rostratus (copperband butterflyfish)
Lineage: Eukaryota; Metazoa; Chordata; Actinopteri; Chaetodontiformes; Chaetodontidae
Gene: pxdc1b
Product: PX domain containing 1b
Exons: 5
Coding region: 408-1109 (233 amino acids)
Molecular function (GO): phosphatidylinositol binding
Source: RefSeq, a predicted model, not a curated record